AUGGCCACUGAGUGUUCGCUCCUCACUCACUCGCUGAUGGUUAAGCCCCGACACAGAGGGGUAAUUUCUGGGCAGCGCGGGGUCGUCAGCGAGGAGCGGUUCCUGUGUGGGCCUGAUAAACACACACAUUCCCCACUGGGUCCCCUGCUCCUGGUAGUGUUUGAACUGCCCCUGUCCUUCAAGCUCCCAGUCCUGACAGUUGAGCAUGGAUUCCCCCACCAGCCCAGCGCUCUCAGCUACAGUCCCACCCUGCAGCUGCUGGCCAUCGGCACCCGCUCCGGGGCCAUCAAACUGUAUGGAGCUCCAGGUGUGGAGUUCAUGGGUCUACAUGAUGAGAAUGCUGCCGUCACACAGGUGCACUUCCUCCCCCACCAGGUUGAACUGGUGACUCUGCUGGACGACAACAGUCUGCACAUGUGGACAUUAAGAGCCCACAAGGGACUCUCUGAACUUUUGGAGAUAGGACGCUUCACUCUCACUGGACCACCUGGUGCCCCUCCAAGUGUGACCAGAGUGACGGCAGUGCUGGCUCACUCUUCGGGGGAGCUGCUACUGUUGGGGACAGAAGGAGGACAUGUCUUCAUAGUUGAAGUCCCGGGGUUCAGAGAGCUGGAAGAGAGAAACAUCAGCCUCGAUCAAGUCGCCAACAGGUACCACGACACCAUGAGCCCAGCACUGUUUGUCAGCUGUCCGAUUGGUUGGUAA
Messenger RNA from Morone saxatilis (striped sea-bass), 705 nucleotides. Its product is annotated as LLGL scribble cell polarity complex component 2-like. The record is from RefSeq and is a predicted model, not a curated record. NCBI's taxonomy places the organism in Eukaryota, Metazoa, Chordata, Actinopteri, Moronidae. Gene Ontology annotation, molecular function: myosin II binding; GTPase activator activity. The transcript is spliced from 7 exons. Bases 1 to 705 code for a protein of 234 amino acids. Gene Ontology annotation, biological process: regulation of Notch signaling pathway; regulation of establishment or maintenance of cell polarity; regulation of protein secretion. Gene Ontology annotation, cellular component: cytoplasm; plasma membrane; cortical actin cytoskeleton.